CAGCCAACGGAUCAUACGCAACUCACUGCUCGCAUACCCUCAUAUUUGUAUUUUUUGUUGUUGUUGCGUACGCGUCAAUAAUAUCAUGCACAUGGAAACACUUGUAUUCAUGGUCGCUUACCAUAGAUCGCUACAUUUGUACACAGUGACAAACCGGUACUUCGUUUUUCCACCAUCGGCUUUUGCUCCUUUUCGUGUUAAUAAUUACAGUCACUGCAAAAGGAACUGACCACGGAACGCUUACACGCGAAGAAAGGUGAUCAUCUGACUGCAGAGCUGCACAAUCAUGGCUACUACUGUUUGUGUUAGCGCCCUCAGGGUGUUAUCCCGUAUUAGCAAUGCGAUGUGCCCGGCGGCUCUCCCUGUCAGAGCGACCAUUAGACUGGCGCCGAGAGCCACAGACGCGACGGGGGAGGCGAAGCGAAGCGAAGCGCAGCCUAACAUUGGUUGGCACGGGCUCGCGUCGUGCGCGGGUGCUUCCCAUCUCGCGCUCAACACACUCAGACAGUAGUGCUGGGAAAGGACGAGUCGCAACAGUCUCCUCCUCCUCCUCCUCCUCCUACACCACUACGGUCACCACCACCAUCCCCCCCCACAUGCGUGAUCGGUCAGCGGCUCGGCCUCUAAACUGGCCCCCCAGAUCCCCGCCGCGGAAUUUGGCAGCACAGCCACCGAAAAGAAAGGCACCGACUCUUAUUGCUUCAAUGCUGUUCCUCAGGCAAUGUGGACGACUGGCAAGGUUGGGUCUUCUGAGGACUCCCAGGUUCCAGUCGCUGCAGGAUUUGGCUUCUCCCCUCUCUGUGUGUGCAUCAGGCCUGCGUAGUCGCCGGAGCAGCGGAAGCGAUAGUGGACGUCAUCGCUCAGAACCGCAUGGCCAUGAGCACACAUUCAGUUGGAAACACCUCUUGGCUGGACUCUUGGCUGGGAGUGGGGCUGUGCUCUCAUAUGGGCUGUAUCAAAAUCAGGCUGAAAAAGCAGCCACCCCAGUCGAGUCCAAAGGGGGAUCUCCCUCUCUGCCAGUGUACACACAGGAGGAGGUGGCCAAACACUGCUCCCUUGCCGAAGGUGUAUGGGUCACAUACAAAGGUGGGGUUUAUGACAUCACCGAGUUUGUAGCCUUACACCCUGGGGGAGAAAAGAUCCUGCUGGCAGCUGGUGGUGCUCUAGAGCCUUUCUGGGCGCUGUAUGCUGUGCACAACCAGGGCCAUGUGCUAGAAAUUCUGUCUGAGUACAAAGUGGGAGAGCUCAGUCCGGAGGAGCGCGAGCAGGCUGAUAGCGCCACAGACCCUUACGCCGACGACCCACCCAGGCACCCUGCGCUGAGAGUUAACAGCCAGAAGCCUUUUAAUGCUGAGCCGCCAUCGGAGAUCCUGACAGACACCUACAUCACGCCCUCUGCCUUCUUUUUCAAACGUAACCACCUACCUGUGCCCAGAGUGGACCCCGGCACCUACCGGUUGGAGAUCCAGGGGCUACCAAAAGGGCCAGUGUCACUGUCCCUGGCAGACUUGAAGUCCAACUUCCCUAAGCACACUGUGACCGCUACCCUGCAGUGUGCAGGAAACCGCCGGUUGGAAAUGAACCAGGUAAAGCAGGUGAAGGGCCUCAACUGGGGGAUUGCGGCCAUCAGCAAUGCCACAUGGGCGGGAGCCCGGCUCAGGGAUGUGCUACUAGAGGCUGGGUACAAGCCAGGAAGCAAAUUCCAGCACGUUCAGUUUGAGGGACUGGACCAUGACGUCACAGGUACCACAUAUGGCGCAUCAAUUCCUAUAAGAAAGGCCAUGAGCGAGGAAGGGGAUGUGCUGCUGGCGUAUGAGAUGAAUGGAGAAGAGCUCCCUCGAGACCACGGUUACCCGGUGAGGGUGGUGGUGCCCGGUACAGUUGGGGCACGCAAUGUCAAAUGGCUGGCUAAGAUUGUGGUGAGCGAGGAGGAGAGCAGCAGCCACUGGCAGCAGAAUGACUACAAAGGCUUCAGCCCUGGAACCGACUGGGACACAGUGGACUACAAGUCAGCCCCGGCCAUCCAGGAGCUGCCAGUGCAGUCUGCCAUCACCCAGCCAGCACAAGGCAGCACGGUGAGCUGCAGUAAGGGGGAACUGACUGUGAAGGGAUACGCUUGGAGUGGCGGUGGCAGGGAAGUGAUUCGGGUCGAUGUGUCCCUGGAUGGCGGCAAGACCUGGAACGUGGCCACACUAGGAGGAGCAGAAGAGGGCCAAGAGGCUGCUACGUCGCCACCCCCAGGUCGAGCCUGGGCGUGGAAGCUGUGGGAGCUCACCGUCCCCCUGCCUGCUGAGACACAGGAGCUAGAGAUCGUUUGCAAGGCAGUGGACAACAGCUACAACGUGCAGCCAGACACCAUGGCACCCGUAUGGAAUCUGCGGGGUGUCCUGAGCAACGCUUGGCAUCGAGUGAAAGUCACAGUGAGAAAAGACUAGAACCUCUGGGGGCCAGUAGUACACGGAGUGCAAGGCGCUAGCAGAGCUGGGUGGGCUUUCAUUCAAGUGACUACAGGGAAAUGUAUUCUUUUCCCUUUUCGAGGAAACAGACCUGCUCAGUGGCUAUAGGGUAUAAAAAAAAUCACCAAUCGUUGAUUCCUGCUAAGCAAGACUGCUUGUGGGAUGUGCAUGAAGCUGGUGAGAAAUAAGUCUCCUUUUAGACUUGGCCUUCAUUUCACAGUCCUUUGCGAGCACCAGGUUUGUUUUAUGGAGGACUCUGACAAGGGCCAUCUUUAGAUUAUGCAAAAGAUUUCAGUCCGCGUUUGCAUUUGUCACAAAUACGUUCUGUUCGCUUCCAGCCAGUUGGAGGCCCUGACCCCAGCUGUUGCUUAAACCACUUUUGUUUGUCUAUUAAGGGCAUGGUACGGUACCCAUCAUCCCGCUUAUUACUGUUGCUCUAUUCGCAUUCUGUAGUUUGUGUUUCUUUUUGAUCUGAUGUAUAUUAUUUGUUCGAUGUGUGAAGCAUUAACGUCAUAUAAAUGAAGGACUGAAAUUGCAGAUGUUAAAGCUGCAAUUAAUGUAAUACAUUUGUGAAGAUGAUCAGCACAAGGGUAGGAAAACGUAUUAAACACACUUAAAAAAAAAUAAAUAAAUAAAUAAAACACAUCUUCACCAAAUGUGACCUCUUCUGUUAAAAUUAAUCGCACAAAUUUAAAACUUUAAGUUACUACAAAGCACUGUACAUAACAGUGCAGAGUUAUGUGACCAAAAAAGGGUAAUAGAGCUGAGUACAUGACCUAUUUGUGUUUGCAAUUUGUUAAAGUAGGCCGAAGACCCAAAGAAUCAAAAAAGUCUCUAUGAAGCUUUUAUUGUCGUGGUGUUUGUUUUUUUUAUGGUUUUAUUCUUAAAUGUUUGGCUUUAGCUAAUUCCCAAGCAGUUGUUCAAAUACUUGUUUAUUGGGAGAUAUGUACUUGUUGCUACAACAGCAUCAGUGCGCAAAUUUAACAGCCACAACUAGGUGUAAUAAACAGUAUUUGUCGUUUGAUUUUCAUUUUUCAAAUAACGUCUGUACUUUGUAGCGUUAUCUCUACAGCAUUCUGAAAAACACGGUGGUGAUUUCGUAUCGUGAAGCCCACAUGAUCGUGCUUCCGGGCCUGAUUAAAUCAUGUGGGCCACAGCUGGAAAAUACACAGUUAUCAAUACUGUAAAUUUGAUGCGAUCAAGUAUGCUUUUAAUCGAAGUGAUCCAACAUCUAGCUAUAUAUUUUUUUGAAAAGUAUUAGUGGUAUUUAUAUGACCAUCAUUGCUGUUAGCACAAAGUGGAGUGUGGCUCACAAAUGCACAAAUUGACACCACAUCUGGGUGUUUUAGUAUUCAGUACCAAAAAAAAACCAUCUUCAGUUUCAAGUCUUAAACCAGAUAUAUUCGAUUCAGCUUAAGGGCAUCAUUUGAAUGCUCCGUGUUUCUUAUGAAAUUGUAUGAAGGUUAAAAAUCUUUCCUUACAACUGGAAUUGUUGUUAUUUUUUCUACUGGAAUUUUGAAUUUGUGCUCUGGGUGUGGAAGAAAAAAAUAGUAGGGACAGUAUUGCUUCUGACCUUGUGGUUCAUGGUAAUAGAUGCUUUUGAACUUGUUUGAAUUCUCUCACUUUUAACAAUCCAUAGAAUCUGUAAAGUUUUUUCUUUUUUUUUUUUAAAGCUUGGUUGUGCUUUUUAAAAAUAUUUGUUCGUAUUCAGUGAUUUAAUUGCUGAUGCUCGGUAUGACAGAUCAGGCUUGGUUCUGUGCAUUAAUUAAACUGUAGUUGUGUGUAAUCAUUGUUUUAAUAUAUUUUUAGAUCAAAUUUAUUUAACGGCUGUUAAGUUUUGAAGCUGGAUUUUCUAUUAGAAUAAUAA
This is a messenger RNA of Scleropages formosus (Asian bonytongue), 4323 nucleotides long. RefSeq names its product sulfite oxidase (gene suox). The record is from RefSeq and is a predicted model, not a curated record. Gene Ontology annotation, cellular component: mitochondrion. Gene Ontology annotation, molecular function: molybdenum ion binding; molybdopterin cofactor binding; heme binding. Gene Ontology annotation, biological process: sulfur compound metabolic process. Lineage: Eukaryota; Metazoa; Chordata; Actinopteri; Osteoglossiformes; Osteoglossidae. The coding region runs from base 339 to 2435 and encodes 698 amino acids. The transcript is spliced from 4 exons.